This is a messenger RNA of Pistacia vera, 2046 nucleotides long. Its product is annotated as E3 ubiquitin-protein ligase At1g63170. Gene Ontology annotation, molecular function: zinc ion binding. The record is from RefSeq and is a predicted model, not a curated record. NCBI's taxonomy places the organism in Eukaryota, Viridiplantae, Streptophyta, Magnoliopsida, Sapindales, Anacardiaceae. The transcript has 5 exons. Bases 393 to 1706 code for a protein of 437 amino acids.
ACGCGGCGAAGGAAACGGAGGUCGAAAGGUGACUCUUUAUCUCCCUCCCUCCCUCCCUGCCCCUUUAAAGAAAGCGAGAUUACAAAAAUUUAUAUUACAAUAAAUAAUAAUCAAAAUAUCAAUACGGCACCGUUCUGUAUUUUGAAACCUUCUCCGAUUCUUCUUUCAACAACUCACUCCAUUUACCUUUCUAUCUUCACUGCCCUCUGUCCAAUAUUUGUGUAGAUUGUUAAAUCAUCCACGACUUGCACCAGUAACAUUUGCUGCUGCAGCUUGAAGAAUCAGUAGAAGUGACACUUGUUUCUGAAAAAUUGAGAAGUUGGGGAAUCGUUGGUAACCCUUGUUUUGUGAUUCUAUGCUUUCAGUAUUUCCAACUGCGUUGGUGAACUUAGAUGGAUGUUCCCUUAGUGGAACUACAUACUGAAAGUCAAACAGAUACUUGCCCAUUAUUAAUGGAGCGGCCAGAUACCGUUAGCAGUAGCGAUCAUGUUAUUGAUAUACCGAUUGCUGAUGCAUCCUCAUCUAAUUCAUCCCACGAUAGAACUUCUAAUGGCUUGGAUGCUUUGCAGCGAGAAGACAGAUCUUCUGCUAGUGCUAGAACACCUAUUCCUCAACCAGCAACUUCUUCCAAUGGAUCAAACAACCGAAACUUCUCAUUUGUGAGGAGAGGGGAAGGCCGUCGUCGCAGGAGUCCACUAAAUUCUGGUUUAUGGAUUUCUAUUGAACUAGUUCUCACAGUGAGCCAAAUUGUUGCGUCUGUUGUUGUCUUGUCAGUGUCGAGAGAUGAGCAUGCACACGCGCCUUUGCUUGAAUGGAUUGUGGGUUAUGCAUCUGGAUGUGUUGCCACUGUCCCGCUUCUAUAUUGGCGUUAUCGUCAAAGCAAUCUUGUUUCGGAGCCAGACUCGGUGCAAUCUCGUAAUGGUUCAGCUCGUGUUAAUGUUCCUAGAAAUUCAGAAGGGGAUGAUCAACGGGCUGCUGUUACAUCCCAUAGAGGUGGACAAAAUACAGUACUUAGUGCAAGAUUCAAGGUGCUAGUGGAAUACUUCAAAAUGGCUUUGGAUUGCUUUUUUGCUGUUUGGUUUGUGGUCGGCAAUGUGUGGAUAUUUGGGGGGCAUUCAUCCGCCGCAGAUGCUCCAAACUUGUACAGGUUAUGUAUAGUGUUCCUUAUUUUUAGCUGUAUUGGUUACGCCAUGCCCUUCAUUCUGUGUGCCACAAUUUGCUGCUGCUUGCCUUGUAUAAUUUCUGUCCUUGGGUUAAGAGAGGAUCUGGCACAGACCAGAGGGGCCACGGCAGAAUCAAUAGAUGCUUUACCUACAUACAAGUUUAAGUUGAAGAAAACUAGAAGUGGAAAUGAUAGAGAUAACAGCUCAGGUUCUGCUGAGGGUGGGGUUGUGGCUGCAGGAACAGAAAAGGAGCGUGUGAUUUCCGGAGAAGAUGCAGUUUGUUGCAUUUGUUUGGCAAAAUAUGCAAAUAAUGAUGAGUUGAGAGAGUUGCCAUGUACUCAUUUUUUCCACAAGGAUUGUGUGGAUAAGUGGCUAAAGAUUAAUGCCUCAUGUCCACUUUGCAAGAGUGAAGUUGGUGAAACAGUUCUGGGUUCAAUCGCAGGCACAAGUGCUAGUAUCUUGGGUACACUUUCUGGGACAAAUGACAGCCAGCGAAGGAGUGAUAGGAGAGCGGGCAAUGGCUCGAUAGCCACCGUGUUUUAACGUAGUAAUAUAUAUUGCCAUCCUUUGUGUAUAUGUAUGACAUGCCUACUUAAAAGCCCGAAGAUCUCUUCUCGUAUGGUUGGAUGAUUGUCCAAGCUCAUUCAUUUCAUUUUUCUUGAAUUGAGAUUUAGCUUGGGAGAUGCGAAGAAAUUGCCUUGGAUUAAGCAGUUUUAUAUACAGAUUGUACACUGCACUAGCGGCAUAAUUUGGCCGUAUGGAGAUCUAGUUUGCUGCAUUUUGAAUGAAAAAUAUUUGUGUAUCUGCUUACAUAAAGAAAUAGAAAGAAUUAAGAUGUAGUAGAAUUCCAACUUCAUAGAGUUGAAUCUUUUCUUUCUUAUUA